This is a messenger RNA of Mus caroli (Ryukyu mouse), 3919 nucleotides long. RefSeq names its product MET transcriptional regulator MACC1 (gene Macc1). Gene Ontology annotation, cellular component: cytoplasm. Gene Ontology annotation, molecular function: protein binding. The record is from RefSeq and is a predicted model, not a curated record. NCBI's taxonomy places the organism in Eukaryota, Metazoa, Chordata, Mammalia, Rodentia, Muridae.
GGAAGAGUGCUGGUGCUCUUGGAUCGCGGAGACAGGCAUGUGCCUAAGCUGAAGAAACCUGGACUCAUAUCCACAGAUGUAGCAAAAUGCUAAUCAGUGAAAGAGCCUAUUGUUGGCCACGAGGAAUUGGUCGAAGUAGAUCUGAAGGAAAUUUGAUUGACAUGGAAGCCUCGAAACUCUCAAAAAAUCAAAAUAUUACAGCACGGCAAGGGCUAGGCUUGCCUCACAACUGGCCAGAUGCUCCUACCCUCCAUGGUGAUAGUGAUGCCAAAGCUACAAAUCCAUUCUGGAAGGAACUGUCUGCCUCAAACCCAUUUCUGGAGGACAUCACACAGCUAAGAAAUAACAAAAAGAGAGAUAAUAUGUCUAUCUUGAAGGAAGAUCCUUUUCUUUUUUUAAGACAAAUAGAAACAGAAAAUUCUUUUGACUCCUCUGGUGAUGAACUUGACAUGGAUCAGGGGCUUAAGUCAUCUUCCUCAAGGAAGUCAGGAAGGUCUAAGAGUGUUUCUGAACUCCUGGAUGUUUUAGGUGAUAGGACACACACUCAUCAAAGUAUACAUAGCUCUGAUCAGAUCCUAAUACAAGACUUAGAAUGGCUACAAAAUGACCGAGAAGCAUAUAAAAUGGCUUGGCUAAGUCAACGUCAGUUGGCUCGCUCUUGCCUAGAUCUGAAUACAAUUAAUCAGAGUCCUGGGUGGGCUCAAACACAAAUUGCGGAGACCAUUGCAGUUUGUAAAUUAAAUCACCAAGGAGGGUCAGUCCAAUUACCUGACUCAGACAUCACUAUUCAUGUACCCCAAGGACAUAUAGCUGUGGGAGAAUUCCAGGAGGUAUCUCUGAGAGCAUUUCUGGAUCCUCCACCAAAGUUGAACCAUGAUCUCUCUUGUACUGUAAGUCCUCUCUUGGAAAUCAGAUUAAGCAAUCUGAAUACCAUGGAAGCUAUUUUGUUGGAGAUGAAAACUGGAACAGAAGUAAAAACAGAUCCUCUGAGCCAAGUCAUGACUAAAAUGGUGUGUUUGCACAGCCUGGACAGAGAAGGCCCUUUCCAAGCAUUAAACACCUGCUAUAUCUACAAAGAUACCAUCCAAGCUAAGCUUCUUGACCUGAGCCAUGUAAUGUAUAUAGUCAUAGCUGCACAAGCUACGAUCAUUCAGCCGCCAGCUGUUACUAUUUGGGAUUAUAUCCACAAAACCACCUCUAUUGGAAUUUAUGGACCUAAAUAUCUCCAUCCAAGCUUUACUACUGUUUUCACUGUUUGUGGACACAACUAUGUGCCAGGAAAGUUUACAGUCUCUGACAUUAGGAAGGGUGGAAAAAACACAUCUCCAGUCGUAUUUCACCUCUGGGGAAAACAUUCAUUUUCACUUGACAAGCCAAAAGAUUUAAUUAUCUCAGCUUUUUCGUGUGAUCCUGAUUUUGAAGUAAAGGAAGAGGGAGAAAGAAAAGUAAUUGCACAAAGGCAAUUGGAAGCAGGCGUGGUAGUUCAUCAACAAGUUUUCUUUUCUUCAAUUGAUCACAGAGAGAUGCACUUGUUUGUUUUCCGGGUUCAGGUAAAGCCCCCCAAUGGAAAACCAGUGACACAGUUCUUUGUCACUUCACCUGAUCCAUCCCCAAAUCUAAAAAGGUUCUCAUAUCUGCCAGGAUUUUUCCAGAAGAGAGAAGACAGGAGAGUGCCUUUAUUGUCAACAGGACUUGUUAAGUAUCCCACUUUCCAAGAUAAAAAAUUGAACUUUACCAAUUAUGGGGUUGCACUGAAGACAGUACUGAGGCAAAAUAAGAUUGACUAUUUGCUUGAAUAUUUAAAAGGAGACACAAUUGCCCUUCUUGGUGAAGGUACAGUAAGAGCCAUAGGACAGUCCAAAGUGAAAGAAUGGUACGUAGGAGUCCUCCGAGGUAAGAUCGGACUCGUGCAUUGUAAAAAUGUCAAAGUGAUUUCCCAAGAACAGGUGAUAUCAAUGUCUGAUGGCACUUUGACAACCAAGAAUCUUCUGGAACAAAUUGCCUUGCCAUUUAAAAGUCUGACUUAUAUAUAUUCUGUUGUAUUGACCUUGGUGUCAGAAAAAGUUCACGACUGGAAAGUUUUAGCUAAUGUCCUGGGUUACUCACAUCUGGCACAGGAAGAUUUUAAUAGAAUUCAAGCUGACAAGGAACCAGAAAGGGUUUCUUACGUUGUCAAGAAGUUAAAGGAAGAUUGCCAUGAAGACAGAAAUACCAGGAAGUUCCUUUAUGAACUGAUUGUGGCUCUGCUAAAAAUGGAUUGCCAAGAGUUAGUGGCACAUCUUAUCCAAGAGGCUGUUAUUCUGACUUCAGCUGUGAAACUUGGAAGAAGCUGGAGGGAACUUGCUGAGAAGUCUGCAGGACUCACUAAGCAUCAGAUGCAGGCGUAUGAAAUUCCUCACCGAGGAAAAUCUGGAGAUGUUUCAGCAGAGAUGAUGUGGAAACCUGCCUAUGAUUUUCUCUAUGCAUGGAGUUUUCACUAUGGAAAUAGCUACAGAGAUGUGUUACAAGAUCUUCAAUCAGCUUUGGACAGAAUGAAAAACCCUGUCACUAAACGGUGGAGAGAUUUAACUGGAACUUUAAUACUUAUAAAUUCUUUAGAGAUUCUGAGAGUGACUGCUUUCUCUACUUCUCAGGAAAUAUAGAAUGAAACAAAUUUAGGGAGCAAAGAGAAUGGUAAGGGGGAAAGGGGUAUAUGUGAGAGGGGGAAGGGAGAAGGAGAGGGAGAGAGAAAUAAAGGAGGAUGAACUCAAAGAUGCCUUACAUUUGGAAAAUUAAAUGCAGAAAUCAAAGGUAGAAGACUACCCAUGAGGCUAGCGUAAAGUCAGUUUACUGCCUUAAAAAAAUCCGGUUUUAAUUUUUGAAAAACCAUACCACAUAGCAGGGCAGUAAAGAAGACAAAUAAUAAAAAUGCAUACUGAGAAACAAAACAUGUUCCUCUCUUUGAGCAUCUCUUAAGUAAUUUCCAGAAGGAAAAUAUAACACCAUCAUAAAAAAAUGUCUUCAAACAUGCACUAAGAAUUUUUGUCAUCUAUCUUCUGCAUCUUGGGACUAUAUCUAAUUGGAAGUUUUCUCCCAUGAUCAGAAUGCAAAAUAAUCCUUUAUCCAUCAGGCUAUUUAAUACUGUUAUUACAAACAAUUACUAUCACCAAAACACUCAGUCCUAAGAUACUGACAUCUUUGUGUAUGUGCUCACAUGAAGACAUGCUCUGUGUGUAUGUGUGAACAUAUCCCAAAGUACAUUACAAAACUUGUGGAAAACAAGGCUAAUGUGAGACCAUGAAUCAGUAUAGAUAAAUGUUAAUGAUUGGCAGAGUUGACAAAAAAAUGGUCUCUGUUCAAUCAUUGCAUGGCUGCCAAUGUCUUUGUAUUUGAGCCUUCCUUUACUUAUUGUAGUUUUCUUAAAGGAUAGUGAAUCUAGUGAUAGGCAUACAGUUACUUGAUAUAAGAUAUUAUGAUGAAGAAUGCAUGAUUUCUGGCUUCAGUGCUAUUAAUAAUAAGGAUGGGCAAUAAAAAGAUAACACCGUUAUAUGUAAAAAGUGGCAUCUACAAUGACAGCUGCUAUGGAGAAGCUGUGAGGCUGGAGUAGAGGAUAUCAUAUGAAUGGGGAAGAGAGUGGAUUCAACAGAAUUCUGAGAAGCAAAGCCUGUAGAGGCUCAUGUAUUGAUGUUGGCAGGGUAGGAAGGAUGGGAGCUAGAAAUAAUUGGAUCCUUCAGAUAGUGGACAGACACCUCGGGGUUGAAGGAGAUGGAGGGACAGGGGUAAGACAAAGGUACACAGGUAAAAGGACAAGGCUGAAGUUAAUUGGAAAGGAGGCAACAGUCAGAUCACUAAAACCUUUAGCACUUAGGAAGGAAAGAUACACCUCAAAGGUAACUUGGAUAAGCUGAAUAAAGUGUUUUUUGUGAAUUUCUGAAUAAAA